Messenger RNA from Bacidia gigantensis, 1581 nucleotides. RefSeq lists its product as uncharacterized. The transcript is spliced from 3 exons. NCBI's taxonomy places the organism in Eukaryota, Fungi, Ascomycota, Lecanoromycetes, Lecanorales, Ramalinaceae. Bases 1 to 1581 code for a protein of 526 amino acids. The record is from RefSeq and is a predicted model, not a curated record.
AUGGUUACGGGUGUUGAAACGGCGGGCCUAGUACUUGCUGCAUUCCCAUUGCUCGUCAAGGGCAUCAGCGAUUAUCUAGAGGGUAUCCAGAAGGUCAAACAAUUGCGAAAUUUUCGCCAGAUCUUGGAAAGCUACUGUAACACUCUGGAGGCCGAAGAGAUGCUGUUCCGCCGAACAAUUGAGCUGACGUUGGACCAAGCGGAUGUUCUUGAGCCACAUCGCUUGACUGAAAUGAUGGCUGAUUCGAAGCACACCUUAUGGAGGGAUACAGAGCGUGAACGGGCCCUCAGAGAGUUCCUUGGUCCUUCAUAUGACGUCUUCAUGCAAACCCUGAAAGCCUUGAAUGUUUACAUUAGCGCGCUGAGGGAAAAACUCAAGCUUGACUCGUUCAAUUUGGAAAGCGGCGCUCAGGAAAAGUUCUGGGUCAUCAAAGCCAACUUACACAACCUUGUGUUGACUCUAUCAAAAAAGUCUUUGGACUUGAGUCUAAAUGAAAUCAAGCAAGCCAACGUGAGGCUACUUAGAUUCACUCAAGGAUCAAUCCUCCUCGUAAAGUCGGAAACGUAUACAACACGUCUCAUCUUUCGCACGUCUCGCCUUCACAACGAAAGGUAUAUUGAAGAGCAACGGGAGGUUGAGAUUGCUUCGCAUGACAGGCAAGAAUUGCCCUCUAAAGAAGUCAGCCGUCCGAGCACUGUGCAUUUCGCUACGCCUGACUCGAACACCGUCCGCUGUCCGGUCCCAGAGCCGCUGACUAGUUGCUGGGUCGACAAAUUGAUCCAGCCGAAGGAUGCCUGUAAUGCAAUAUUCGGCCCUCGCCUGGACGGAAUAUGGCAAACUGCCGGGUUUCUCGAGACCAAGUAUAACCCCGCGAUACGCUAUUAUCUCACUGUCCUCCCAGAUCGAAGAAAGGCCCAACCUAUCUAUCUGACUGCACUGCUUGAGGGAAGCCCAAAGCUUUCAGCCGGCCAAGCCCUACCCUGGCGCGAGAAAUUAGUCAUCGCCACAACAUUAGCGUCCAGUGCUCUGCAGCUGAUCGAUACACCCUGGUUGAAUGCGGGAUUGCUCAGCAAGAACGUUGUAGUCUAUUAUCAGAUGAGACUAGGUGCCAACGGAAUGCUCCUACGUGACAUCCAGACUUAUGUCACUCGAGAUUUAGACUCUUCUGCCGGCGAGACUUCUGAGCCGUCGGAGUUCAAUGAGCUUCCAAUCCAAUGCCCGACGCUUUUUGCACUUGGGAUGACACUGGUGGAGCUGUUGUUCAAUGAACCGUUGAUCUCAUUGGCUCAGGGUAGUUAUGAUGGAAAGUCCGAAGCAUACAUUAGAGCAAGAGUUGCCCUAGAUAAGAUUGACGAAGUGUACACGUAUGCUGAAUACAAGUAUGCCAGUGUCGUGGAAUACUGUCUCACAUACCCUCAGCAACGACAGCCACGAUUCGGAGGAAGAGACAGCGACUUUGAACACCACGUUUUCGAAACGAUCGUCCAACCGCUUUAUGAGGACCUAGAACAUUGGAAUGGUACAGGAGAGCAAAAUCAGCGCCUAAGAACAAGUCAUAGAUCAAAUGCUUCAUCUAUGUAG